GAUUUCCUCAAUUAUCAUAGGAUAACCCUGCCCGUUUCUCCCGGCCCAAAACAAAUUGCCUAGUUCCUCAAUACGACGGCGGUAGACGGAAGGUAUGCUGCCAUUUCCUCCAAGUCAGAGUCUGACCCCGUGUCACGCCGCCCUUCCCUCCUUCUACUUCCGCCCACCGCCAACGUCGACUACCGGAGCACCACCACCACCCGUCCCAAUCCUCCAUUUUUCUUGCUUCAAUUAUUCCCUCGUGACGUCGCUCCUUUCACCAAAGCUAACAACCACUUCAAUCUCUGCUUAUAAGCCCUUCAAACCUUGUGCAGCUACUAAAAGCAACCGCAGCCAGGACCCCAGAGAGUCUUCAUUCUUUGAUGAAGACGGCGUCGUACGGGACAUGGACGGUUACCUUAAUUAUCUUUCCCUCGAGUAUGACUCUGUUUGGGACACCAAGCCUUCCUGGUGUCAACCUUGGACGAUAACCACAACUGGCGUGUUACUAAUUGCCGGUAGCUGGCUUUUUCUGCGCUCCCUUAUUGUUACUGCUGGCGUUAUGGGUUUGGUAUGUGCGUGGUGGUACAUCUUUCUGUAUUCUUACCCCAAGGCAUAUCUGGAAAUGAUUGCAGAGCGCAGAAAGAGAGUUACAAGUGGUGUGGAAGAUACAUACGGCUUGGGAAGAUUUGACAGAGAAGCCGGGGAAGGGGAUGCCGGACCCAGCACCAAGUAGUCCAAGGCUGUCUACCUUUUCCCCUUCUCCUUUCUCCUCCCCGACUAGUGCGAAUCACACACACACCCGCUAACAGCUCCAGUAAAUUUCAAGUAAAACUGGCUAUGUAUUUGCAUUAAGCACAGGCGUUUUGCCUGGAUCAAAACGGAACUUCGAAUAUUGUUCGUUGAGACCUGCUAGAUUUGUUAAUUCCGUUAUCCAAGCGUGAAAAGAAAUCUUCAUCCAAGCAAAUGUGCAAAGAAGCUGGAAAUACUACUGAAACCAGUCCCAUUAUCAGACAGAUUAAUGCUGGCUGGAACUACUGAGAAAUAUAAAACCAUGCCCUUUCAACUGGACUUAUUUUAUGCU
Coffea arabica (coffee) is the source of this 1063-nucleotide messenger RNA. RefSeq lists its product as uncharacterized. Gene Ontology annotation, cellular component: chloroplast. The record is from RefSeq and is a predicted model, not a curated record. Lineage: Eukaryota; Viridiplantae; Streptophyta; Magnoliopsida; Gentianales; Rubiaceae.